AUGGCAACUGUAUCAAACGGCUCCGAGUACGACUUCAUUGUUGUUGGAGGUGGUACUGCCGGUAAUGCUGUCGCCGGCCGCCUUGCUGAAAAUCCAGACGUCCGUAUUCUGGUGGUUGAGGCCGGCAUUCCCAACCCAGACCAGAUCGAAGAAAUCACUACUCCUGCAAAGGCUUUCGAGCUUCGCGGAAGCAAAUAUGAUUGGGCUUACAAGACGACUAUGAUCAAGCGCGACGAUUAUGAAAGAAUCGAAAAGCCAAAUACUCGCGGCAAAGCUUUGGGUGGAAGCUCAUGUGCCAAUUACUUCACUUGGAUCCCCGGUUCCAAGCCCACGUUCGACGACUGGGAGGAGUUUGGUGGUCAUGAAUGGAACUGGGACCGUUGUGUAGAGUAUCUACGCAAAUGUGCCACCUACCAUGAUGAUGAGAAGCUAUAUCCCGCCGAACUGAGCAAGAUCGGAAGUGGAGGCCCAGUACAAAUUGCACAUGCCGACUUGGUUCCGGAAAUGAAGCCCUUCCGCGAUGCUCUAACUGAAGCCUGGGUCUCCAAGGGCGAGGAAUUGACCGAAGAUAUCUAUUCAGGAGAGAUGAGAGGUCUUACCCACUGCGUUGAUACCAUCUAUCAAGGCCAGCGUCAAGGCAGCUUCUUAUAUCUGAAAGAUAAACCAAAUGUGACGAUCCUCUAUGGAGUCCAGUCUAAGCGUCUUAUUAUCGACCCAGACACCCGUAUCUGCUCCGGUGUCACUGUUGUUAGUGGAGAAUCUGGCACCGAAAUCUCAGUCUUUGCUAGCCGCGAAGUCAUUCUGUCCCAGGGUGUUUUUGAGACUCCUAAGCUGUUGAUGUUGAGCGGAGUUGGGCCCGCUGCUGAAUUGAAACAACAUGGCAUUGAUAUUGUGGUCGACUCACCUCACGUCGGACAACAUCUUCUCGACCACCCCAUCGUGCCGUUUGUCCUUCAAAUCAAAGAUGGCUAUGGCCUAGAUGAUCACAUCCUGAGAUCAGGUCCACUUAAGGAUGCUGCUGUUUCAGCUUACCAGCGGGAUAAGACAGGCCCAAUUAGCUCGGGACUCUUGGAGCUUGUCGGGUUCCCUCGUAUUGACCAGCGUCUUGAGAAGUACCCAGCAUAUCGCGAAGCCAAGGCAGCGAACGGCGGACUGGACCCAUUUGGUCCUGCUGGGCAGCCUCACUUUGAGCUUGACUUCGUUGGUAUGUUCAGCACUGCUUUCCAAUGGCACUAUCCAGUGCCUGAAAAGGGCAGUUAUAUGACAGUUAUUGUCGAUCUUCUUCGCCCUCUGUCCGAAGGAGAGGUCAAGCUGAACAGUCGUAACCCCCUGGUGCAGCCUAACAUCAACCUGAAUUUCUUUGGCAAUGACCUUGACAUUCUGGCAAUGCGCGAGGGUGUUCGCUGGACUUAUGAUGUUCUUACCACUGGGGCUGGAUUCAAGGACAUUAUUGUCCAGGAAUACCCUUGGAAGAUGCCACUCCAUUCCGAUGAGGAGAUGAAGAGGGCUGUUUUGGACCGGAGCCAAACUGGAUUCCAUCCCUGCGGGACUGCACGUCUCUCCAAGAGCGUCCACCACGGUGUCGUUGACUCGAAGCUUCGGGUGCAUGGAGUUCGCAAUCUCAGAGUUGUGGAUGCGUCCGUCAUCCCCGUCAUUCCGGACUGCCGCAUUCAAAACUCGGUUUAUAUGAUUGGCGAGAAGGGAGCCGACAUCAUUAAAGCCGCGCACAAGGACAUCUUUGAGGCCAAGAGUAUUCCUUACUUUGUUUCCAGUAGACUGUGA
Messenger RNA from Penicillium macrosclerotiorum, 1782 nucleotides. RefSeq names its product GMC family oxidoreductase. NCBI's taxonomy places the organism in Eukaryota, Fungi, Ascomycota, Eurotiomycetes, Eurotiales, Aspergillaceae. The coding region runs from base 1 to 1782 and encodes 593 amino acids. Gene Ontology annotation, molecular function: oxidoreductase activity, acting on CH-OH group of donors; flavin adenine dinucleotide binding. The record is from RefSeq and is a predicted model, not a curated record. The transcript is spliced from 3 exons.